Molecule: messenger RNA, 1319 nt
Organism: Apodemus sylvaticus (European woodmouse)
Lineage: Eukaryota; Metazoa; Chordata; Mammalia; Rodentia; Muridae
Gene: Kctd12
Product: potassium channel tetramerization domain containing 12
Exons: 1
Coding region: 235-1218 (327 amino acids)
Biological process (GO): protein homooligomerization; regulation of G protein-coupled receptor signaling pathway
Cellular component (GO): postsynaptic membrane; presynaptic membrane
Molecular function (GO): protein binding
Source: RefSeq, a predicted model, not a curated record
UCUACUUAAGCUGCGCGCGGGCCCCGACCCGCCACUCGCCUGGAGCGCGCGGGCGAGGCGGGCGCAGCGCACCGGGGCUCUCGUGGGCGCACUGCUGCGCGCUCGCACCGCGCGGCUCUCGGUGGCCGGCCGCCGCCUGAGCGCAGGGCUCCCGGCUUAUAAGAGCCCGCUGAGGCUUCUGAUCGCGACCCGGCUCCCUGCCACUUGCCCCUUCCGGGCCACCUCUUUUUGGCCAUGGCUUUGGCGGACAGCACCCGAGGAUUACCCAACGGGGGCGGAGGCGGAGGUGGCAGCGGCUCGUCGUCGUCCUCGGCGGAGCCGCCGCUCUUCCCGGACAUCGUGGAGCUGAACGUGGGAGGGCAGGUGUAUGUGACCCGGCGCUGCACCGUGGUGUCCGUGCCCGACUCGCUGCUCUGGCGUAUGUUCACGCAGCAGCAGCCGCAGGAGCUGGCCCGGGACAGUAAAGGCCGCUUCUUUCUGGACCGGGACGGCUUCCUCUUCCGCUACAUCCUGGAUUACCUGCGGGACUUGCAGCUCGUGCUGCCCGACUACUUCCCGGAGCGUAGCCGGCUGCAGCGGGAGGCCGAGUACUUCGAGCUGCCGGAGCUCGUGCGUCGUCUCGGGGCGCCCCAGCAGCCCGGCCCGGGGCCACCGCCGCCGCACUCGCGCCGCGGGGUGCACAAGGAGGGCUCGCUGGGAGACGAGCUGCUGCCGCUGGGCUCCGCGGAGCCCGAGUCGCAGGAGGGCGCCUCGGCCGGGGCGCCGUCGCCCACGCUGGAGCUGGCUAGCCGCAGCCCGUCCGGGGGCGCGGCGGGUCCGCUGCUCACGCCGUCCCAGUCUUUGGACGGCAGCCGGCGCUCCGGCUACAUCACCAUCGGCUACCGCGGCUCUUACACCAUCGGGCGCGACGCUCAGGCGGACGCCAAAUUCCGGCGGGUGGCGCGCAUCACCGUGUGCGGCAAGACGUCGCUGGCCAAGGAAGUGUUUGGGGACACCCUGAAUGAGAGCCGGGACCCCGACAGGCCCCCGGAGCGCUACACCUCGCGCUAUUACCUCAAGUUCAACUUCCUUGAGCAGGCCUUCGAUAAGCUGUCCGAGUCGGGCUUCCACAUGGUGGCGUGCAGCUCCACGGGCACCUGCGCCUUUGCUAGCAGCACCGACCAGAGCGAGGACAAGAUCUGGACCAGCUACACCGAGUACGUCUUCUGCAGGGAGUGAGCUCCCCACGCCAGCCCCUCUCCACUCCCGUGCCCACUUCCCUUCCUCCCCGCGGGGGGACAGGAUAAUAGAUGCCCUCGCUUUCUCCCUGCUUCCCGAUU